Monopterus albus (swamp eel) is the source of this 1516-nucleotide messenger RNA. It is a transcript of the gene gjb10, whose product is annotated as gap junction protein beta 10. Bases 51 to 878 code for a protein of 275 amino acids. Gene Ontology annotation, cellular component: connexin complex. Lineage: Eukaryota; Metazoa; Chordata; Actinopteri; Synbranchiformes; Synbranchidae. Gene Ontology annotation, biological process: cell-cell signaling. The record is from RefSeq and is a predicted model, not a curated record. The transcript has a single exon. Gene Ontology annotation, molecular function: gap junction channel activity.
CCUCUGCUUUCCAUCAGUGGGAAGAGAAGACAGACUAAGCAAACCUCGUCAUGAACUGGGCAUUCCUCCAGGGCCUCCUCAGUGGCGUGAACAAAUAUUCCACAGCCUUUGGGCGAGUGUGGCUCUCUAUUGUUUUCCUCUUCCGAGUAUUGGUGUUUGUGGUGGCGGCAGAGAAGGUAUGGGGUGAUGAACAGAAAGACUUCAAAUGCAACACAGCUCAGCCCGGGUGCCACAACGUCUGCUUUGACCACUUCUUCCCUGUCUCACACGUUCGACUGUGGGCCCUUCAGCUCAUCUUCGUCACCUGCCCCUCGCUCCUGGUGGUGAUGCAUGUAGCCUACAGGGAGGACAGGGAACGUAAGAACAAGCUCAAGCAUGGCGAAAACUGCCGCAGUCUCUACCUGAACACUGGCAAGAAGCGUGGAGGCCUGUGGUGGACCUACAUCUGCAGUCUCAUCUUCAAAAUAGGUGUGGACACCACCUUUGUCUACCUCGUGUACCACAUCUAUGAGGGCUAUGACUUCCCCAGCCUCAUCAAGUGUACGCAGCAGCCCUGUCCCAACACGGUGGACUGCUUCAUCGCUAGACCCACUGAGAAAAGAAUCUUCACCCUCUUCAUGGUGGUCACCAGUUUGGUCUGCAUCGUACUCUCUAUUUUGGAAAUCCUCUACCUGGUUUGCAAACGCUGCUAUGAAUGCUCCUUGUCAGUCCAUGACUCUCAUCGGUCCGUGCCUGACACACUUUCCGCUGGAAGUGCCUUGGUGGAGGCGAACGGUAUAAGGCUGAUGAGCAAAAACCCUGAAACGCCUGCACCCUCAUAUGCCAUAUGUUCAGUUACUGACACAAACGGCAAGGGCUAUAUGGGAAAAAAGACAUGAGAAAGGAAAGAAGCCUCUGCUUCCUCCACAGACAUUUCCUAAAAAGUGGCAGCAUAUGCUGACUACUCGGAGACUGGACUACAGUGAAGUUAGUUCCUUGUGAUUUCUGUGAACACAGAAAAGACUCUGAACUGCAACACAUAUGUGUCAUGUGUUACCGGUCUGGAAUGCACUUAUCGUCGUGGAUUUGGGUCAGAACAUUUACAGAGGGUUUUACAGAUGAGGUUCUGUAACCGUUGCAAAGUGGGGAGAAAAAAAACUAAACUAAAAUAAAAUGAAUAAGUAAAAGCACAUUUGUGUGGUCCAGUGUUAGCCUUGAGAUCAAUUACAUGAGUCACUCCAUGGUUGGAGAGUAUGAACACAUGUGGUUUUCUGAGUAAGAUUUUCCCUCUGCUCAGUGCCCAGCCUCAGAAUGUUUACUUCAGACUCCACUCUUUUCCCUUCACUCACAUCUGACUCUCUGUACAUACUGUACUUUACAUAAUAUAUCAAAAAUUUGAAACCCUGUGCUGUUGUGUGUGCUACUGUGCUUAUUUGUCAUUCUGUAUACAGGUAGUAGAGAGCAAUGGAAUUUUGUAAACAGUUGUUACAAUCAGGGUUUGUGUGUUUCACAGCGCUGAGGUGCAGCAGGGCUUCAU